This is a messenger RNA of Grosmannia clavigera kw1407, 1773 nucleotides long. RefSeq names its product g2 m phase checkpoint control protein. The record is from RefSeq and is a predicted model, not a curated record. Bases 1 to 1773 code for a protein of 590 amino acids. The transcript has 4 exons. NCBI's taxonomy places the organism in Eukaryota, Fungi, Ascomycota, Sordariomycetes, Ophiostomatales, Ophiostomataceae. Gene Ontology annotation, biological process: cytoplasmic stress granule assembly; P-body assembly. Gene Ontology annotation, molecular function: mRNA binding. Gene Ontology annotation, cellular component: P-body.
AUGUCUGAAUUCUUAGGAGCGCGUAUUUCGCUUAUAUCCAAGAGUGAUAUUCGCUACUCUGGUGUCCUCCAUGAAAUCAAUUCUGAGGAAUCCACAGUCUCCUUGGAGAAUGUUAUAUCCUACGGCACAGAAGGCCGCCGAGGCAAGCCUGAGGACGAAAUUCCACCCGCAGAUCAAAUCUACGAAUACAUUGUGUUCCGUGGCAAUGAUGUCAAGGACCUGCGUAUCGAAGAAGGACCCAGUUCCAAGGAGACGAAUCCCAACAACGUGCCAAAUGACCCGGCCAUAGUAGGAGCACGUUCACGUCCCAUGAACAACAAUGCACCCCCGCACUUCCAACAGGGCCCUCUCGGUCCUCAAGGCCCGCUCCAGCAGGGCGGCCCAGGCUUUGCACCGAACAUGCCCAUCCCUCCGCAUCCCGCCGCCUGGGGUCCCCAAGGCCCACCUCAAAACUUCCAAUAUCCCCCUCCGCCUGGCUGGUACCCCCCGCAAGGAAUGGGCUUUGCUGCCGGUGGUCCAAACCCAUGGGGAAACUACUACAACCCUGCUAUGGGUCCCUACGGACCUGGCGGCCCUGGUGGCCCUGGCGGUCCGAACAAUGGUCGCCUACCACCUCAGCAAAUCCAGCCGCAACAGCCGCUGCAACACCAGCCGCAGCAGCAGCAGCAGCAGCCACCCAAGCAGCCGGCUGAGGCUCCUCGGUCGCGGCCAUCGCCCGUCAGUGCUAAUACUGAAAAGCAAAAGGGCCCGACGACCGCAUCAGAUGUUGAGCCCAAGUCAAUUGGCCAGUCUCCGGCACAACAGUUCGCGGGCAGAAAUAACAUUGUCCCCACCAGUUCUCGCGGUGGUCGGGUACCGGGUAGUGAGGCAAAAAAGCCUGAAGCGCCGUCGGGUGUUCCCAGGAACGGACCAGCCGAGGCUUCGCCUGCGGCUACACUGCCAGCGGCCCCGAAGGGCAUAACAAGAAUUGCACCCAUCGUUCCUCUACCUGCCGGCCUCGUCAGCAAGACGGUAACACAGACGACGAUGAUCACAAGCAAGCAGACGGGAGAUGCGGCUGCCAGCGCGGCGGCGCUUCGUGAUGCAACACAGGCGGCUAAGGCGGCAGUUGCUGUGGCCAUGGCUAAGCUUGAGGGAGGCGGCACCUCUGGACCGUCGCAAACUGCGCCGGCAGUGUCAGGCCAGUUUUCCAACGGCUUUUCUGCUAUCGACAACUUGACGCGGAAGGUUAACGAGAUGCGGGUGAACGCUACUCAGCCGACUGGUGCGAGCAACGGACGCACGCGGGGACGCGGUGGCAUGGGUGGCGGCCGGGCGCCGAAGACAGUUCUGCCAGAUGCCGACUUUGAUUUUGCGACUGCCAACGCCAAGUUCAACAAGGAAGAUGUAGUCAAGGAGGCUGAGCCAAGCAGUGCAGUGGAGUCCUCCGAGGGCGUGGAGGCUGCUGCCGUCGAGGGCACAGACGAGACUCUGCCAGCAUACAACAAGACCAAGUCGUUUUUCGACAACAUUUCCAGCGAGGCCAAAGACAGGGCCGAAAAGGGCGGCCAGAAGGCUGGUGGGCGUGAGUGGAGGGGCGAGGAGCAGCGCCGCAACAUUGAGACGUUCGGCCAGGGAAGCGUGGACGGUGGCUUCCGGGGCUAUCGCGGGCGUGGACGUGGUCGUGGACGUGGAGGAUUCGGCCGUGGACGCGGCGGUGGUGGUGGUGGUGGUGGUGGUGGUGGUGGUGGUUUCAGGCGCAACAAUGAGUCGCACCAGGGCGUUGCUUCGUAA